CCCGCGGCCGCGGCGGCCGGGCAGGUUCAGCAGCAGCGGCGCCACCAGCAGGGAAAAGUGACAGUGAAAUAUGAUCGCAAGGAGCUCCGGAAGCGGCUCGUGCUGGAGGAAUGGAUCGUGGAGCAGCUGGGGCAGCUGUACGGCUGCGAGGAAGAAGAAAUGCCAGAUGUAGAAAUUGACAUUGAUGAUCUUCUCGAUGCAGACAGUGAAGAAGAAAGAGCUGUAAAAUUACGGGAAGCUCUUGUAGACUGCUACAAACCAACAGAGGACUUCAUCAAGGAGCUGCUGUCACGGGUAAGGGGCAUGAGGAAACUGAGCCCCCCACAGAAGAAGGCUGUAUAAUUCUGACCCAGGGGGGAUUCUCCCAAGGCCAAGAAGGGACCCGGGGCUUGGACUUCAUGAAGACUUUUCUUGAAGAAUACUUGUCCUUAUGAGCAACUUUUUAUUUUGGGGGGGCUGUGGGGGGGAAUCUAUCACACAUUUAUUCGAGAGUGUUCCUUCUUCUUUUUAAGGGUUUUGUUGGUAUCAUAUUUUAAUGGUAACGGUGUUACGACUGCGGCUUCCGCGUGACCACACACACCCAAGGGUGGUCUGGCUCAGGCAGCAUCUUGGAGAAAUCAGGUGUUUAGGGAGGGUGGUUUUCUUACACCUAGUUUUGGUAAUACUUUUUUCUUCAGUUGUACAUUUGACUGAGUUGUUGAACGCCCCGUCCUUGUAUAUAUCUACAGACAACUAAGUUAAUACGUAGAUGUGAGUUUUCUUUCACCCUGAUGGAAUGGCCUCGUGGUCGUCUUUUCAUUGGAGGUCACAGCGAGUGUGCUUUCGAGAGGCCACUAGCUCUUCUUGGCAUGAGCGCUGCUGACCUUCAACAUUCACUUUAUGCACCAAAGUGAAGCACUUGGUGUAUCCGUUAUUUGAAUGAGCUACACUACAGACACGUUGAGUUGGUCAAGGGCUUAGUUUAUGGACUUGAUGUUUUUUCAUUAAUUGGGAUGCUUUGCCAGGUCAUGUACUUAUUGCCUCAUUUGUGGUAUUUUAAAGUUUAAUGAACCCUUACUUUGAAGGACUGUUUGGAUUUUGAGAGAAAUGCCCACGCGCUGGACUGGAGCUCUGCAGUGGAACAAGGAAGCACUGUGUAGCAACUAAUUCUCUGCUUUCAACCAAAUACUAUGUAUUGUUCUCUCUUCAUGAAAGCAUGUCAUAAGGAAGUUAGCAAAUGAAGUAUCUGCCUCCUUAGAAGUAGAUUCUGGUCACUUCUGUGCCUGGGCAGCAUCAAACCAGAGGGGGGAAGCUGAGUGUGAAGAGAUGAGGAAGACGCAUUUCGUCUCGAGCGUGGACACAGGAGCCUUCGCUGGUGUGGCAGGGUGAGGAUCACGUUUCUAACUUGUCUCUAUAGCAUACGCUAAAGCCGCUGGCUCCUGGCCCUAAUUCUGCACCCUGAUCCUUGCCUGGGGUGCCUGUCCUGCCCCUCUCAGUUACAUCCCAGCUCCUUGGAGAGGGAUCAGGAUUCAGAUGGGCAUGUGCGGAGUCCACGGUGAGAGCAGAGGCUCUUCCUGGCCUCCGGGAGGUGGCCACUGCCUCCCCACGGAACUCCACCUCUCACCAGGUCCUAGGCGGCCCUGUCCGAGGACAGGGGUCAGGCAUUUUAUAUCAAGGGUGCUCUGAACAUAUUUUAUUUUUUAAAAGAACUAUGUUUGUGAAUUUUACGUAUACUGGCAAGCUUUUGAAAAUGUAUUUAAUUUUGUAAUGUUUACCAAUGGUUUAUUUACGAGCUAUUUACUCAAAUAAAUGGAGCUGCUUACACUCUG
Condylura cristata (star-nosed mole) is the source of this 1808-nucleotide messenger RNA. RefSeq names its product protein phosphatase 1, regulatory (inhibitor) subunit 14C (gene PPP1R14C). The transcript is spliced from 4 exons. The record is from RefSeq and is a predicted model, not a curated record. NCBI's taxonomy places the organism in Eukaryota, Metazoa, Chordata, Mammalia, Eulipotyphla, Talpidae. Gene Ontology annotation, molecular function: protein serine/threonine phosphatase inhibitor activity. Gene Ontology annotation, biological process: regulation of phosphorylation. Gene Ontology annotation, cellular component: cytoplasm. The annotation marks the transcript as partial.